UUUUCCAGAUGUUGUUUUUAGCAUUGGUAAAACAAAGCGAAUCAUUCUUUUAUUUUAAAUGACAUCAUCCAAUAUGGUUUAAUAUAAUCCAAGUUUGACUCAAUUACUGAGGCUCCUGACCAGUGAUGGGGCAAUAUGAGAUAUUAUCGCUCAUCUAUAUCGAUUGGUUAUUGUAUUGCACGAGGAAGGACGACGAUAUGUCACCUAAUCGAUAUUUUGCCACACGGGGGAGACAGCCACACCGCAGGCCUGCGACCAUACUGAUUUCCACUGUGGUUUCUGCGUGUUCACUUUGACUGUGCAGCACUGACCUGGAAGACAAACGUGUUGUGUCCAUUAAUCGUGUGGAAGUUUAAUCUUUGAGCUCACAGCCCCGAGUUUAUUGCAGCUCCUCACUGAAUCCCUGCUGCUGCUGCUUUAUCAACAACUAACCAAACAUGAGCUCCAAGUUGAUCCACAGCUGAUUUCUGAGCUCACACACAGAGCUGAAGAUGCAGAUCUCUUUUGAGGGCAAACGAGCACUGGUCACCGGAGCAGGAAAAGGGAUUGGCAGGGCCACGGCUCUGGCUCUGGCACGCUGUGGGGCAGAGGUCACGGCGGUCACACGCACACAGGCUGACCUGGACAGUCUAACACAGGAGUGUUCCUCCAUCACUCCGGUGUGUGUGGACCUGGCAGACUGGAAGGCCACGGAGACAGCGCUGCAGAACGUUGGCCCAAUCCAUCUGCUGGUGAACAACGCUGCCCGUGUUAACCUGCAGCCAUUUCUGGAGGUCACACCUGACCAGUUUGACCAGUCAUUCAAUGUGAAUGUUAAAGCUGUGCUUCAUGUGUCUCAGAUUGUGGCUCGUGGUAUGAAGGCCAGAGGGUCGGGAGGCUCCGUUGUGAACGUGUCCAGCCAGGCAUCACAGUGUGCCCUCAGAAAUCAUGCUGUAUACUGUGCCACUAAAGGAGCUCUGGACAUGUUGACUAAAGUGAUGGCUCUGGAGCUGGGACCCCACCAGAUCCGUGUGAACAGUGUGAACCCCACAGUUGUGAUGUCUGAGAGGGGGCGUCUGACCUGGAGCGACCCCGAAAAAGCCAAGGUUAUGAUGGAUCGCAUUCCCCUGGGUCGCUUUGCAGAGGUAGAGGACGUGGUGAACAGUAUUCUGUUCCUCCUGAGCGAUAAGAGCAACAUGACUAACGGAGUCACUCUGCCAGUGGAUGGAGGCUUUCUGACAUGUUGACCAAUCGUAGCUUCACUUCACCGUGUUGCCCCUGUGCUCACAAGAACAAACAACAAUCAGUCUCGUCGGGUUUCGUCAUCAGGUCUGUUUUACUAAAAUAAAAAAUGCAUCUAUUGCACCAACAA
Molecule: messenger RNA, 1351 nt
Organism: Solea solea (common sole)
Lineage: Eukaryota; Metazoa; Chordata; Actinopteri; Pleuronectiformes; Soleidae
Product: L-xylulose reductase-like
Exons: 9
Coding region: 492-1226 (244 amino acids)
Biological process (GO): xylulose metabolic process; glucose metabolic process
Molecular function (GO): L-xylulose reductase (NADPH) activity; carbonyl reductase (NADPH) activity
Source: RefSeq, a predicted model, not a curated record